Messenger RNA from Gambusia affinis (western mosquitofish), 942 nucleotides. Its product is annotated as odorant receptor 131-2-like. Gene Ontology annotation, cellular component: membrane. Gene Ontology annotation, biological process: G protein-coupled receptor signaling pathway. Gene Ontology annotation, molecular function: G protein-coupled receptor activity. The coding region runs from base 1 to 942 and encodes 313 amino acids. The record is from RefSeq and is a predicted model, not a curated record. Lineage: Eukaryota; Metazoa; Chordata; Actinopteri; Cyprinodontiformes; Poeciliidae. The transcript has 2 exons.
AUGAAUUCCUCAUCUUUAAACUUCACUGUGUCAAGCAGCCUGACUUAUAGAGACUCUCCCAGCUCUGCUGUGGCUAAAAAUGUGAUCAUUGUGGCUCUUGGCAUCACCAUCAACUAUAUCAAUGGGACAUUGGUUCACACCUUCAGAAAACACCAGAUUUUCUAUUUGAAUCCUCGUUACAUCCUUUUCAUCCAUCUGGUGAUAAAUGACAUGAUACAGCUGACUACAACAAUCAGCUUAUUUGUGUUUAGUUAUGUCUUCCAAAAAAUUAAUGCUUCCUUAUGUUGCUUCAUUGUUACUUUUGCUGUUUUCACCACUCUUAAUACUCCAUUAAAUUUAGCUCUGAUGGCAUUGGAGUGCUACAUCGCUGUCUGUUUCCCACUGCGACAUGCUGAACUUUGUACCAUAAAACGAACAUAUUUUCUCAUUGGCUGUAUUUGGAGUUUAAGCGUAGUAUCAAUUUUGCCAGAUAUCUUUCUUAUCCUUGCAACAGAACCUCUAAGGCUAUUUUACGCCACGAUAUUUUGUGAGAGAGACAUUCUGUUCCAACAUCCUAUAAGUAUUGAAAAGAGGGAUGCUUCUUACAUAAUCUUUUUAUCUCUUGUAUGGCUCACCCUUUUCCUUACUUAUUUAAAGAUAUUUUUUGCUGCUCAAGCUGCUAGUUCAGCUGAAGGAAAGGUGAAACGAGUCAGGAAUACUGUCCUACUUCAUGGCUUUCAGCUAUUUUUGUGCAUGCUAACAUAUGUAGCUCCAAUGGCAAAAAACGCCCUGUCAUUUCUGUUCCCAAAUUAUAAUGUUCAUAUAUAUUUUGUAUGGUACAUAUUGGCCCAGAUACUGCCCAGGUUUUUGAAUCCUAUUGUGUAUGGGCUGCGAGAUAAUACAUUCAAACAGUAUUUGAGAAAGUAUCUGCUGUGCACCAUCAGAGCAGCCAACAAACUUUAG